Chironomus riparius is the source of this 814-nucleotide messenger RNA. The record is from the annotation of a GenBank genome assembly. Lineage: Eukaryota; Metazoa; Arthropoda; Insecta; Diptera; Chironomidae.
UUAAGUAGGAAUUAGACACAAUGUUUAUGCUGCUAUUUUUUGGAAUCAUUGGAUUUGCUAUUGGACGUGUAAUUACACUAUGUAUCUCAUCAUUCUUUCAUCAAAGAAACUAUCUCAAUGAAGCUUGUGCUAAUACAAUGAUAAUAUUAGGAUCCGGUGGUCACACAACAGAAAUGCUGGAAAUAGUCAAAAAAUUGAAUAAAGACAAAUAUGUACCAAGGUUCUAUGUUGUGUCUGAGAAUGAUCAGAAUUCGGUUGAUAAGCUAUUAAGCAUAGAAAAUGAUAAAAGUGAAUACAAGAUUUAUGUGAUCACAAGAAGCCGGAAAGUCCAUCAAAGCUACUUCUCAUCAAUAUUUACUACAUUAAAAUCAUUCAUAGAUUGUAUCCCAUUACUUCAUCACAGCAGACCUAACUUAAUUCUCUGCAAUGGACCUGGAAUUUGUGUCCCCGUUUGCAUUGUUGCUUAUCUCUUAAAAGUCUUUUACAUCAAUUCAGCAUGUCGCAUUGUCUUUAUUGAAAGCUACUGUAGAGUUAAGACAUUAUCAUUAUCUGGCUGGAUUUUAUUGUACAUGACUGAUCUUUUUGUUGUACAAUGGCCAGAACUAGCUAAGAAAGUAUCUAGGAAAGUAAUGUAUUUCGGUCGGUUAACAUAAUCAAUUCACUUUUUAUUAAAUCCUUAAAAAUUCUUUAUUCUGAUGACAUGACAACUGAAUAAAGUUCAUUAUCUUCUCCAUUAGUUCCGUCCAUGUCUGUUUCAAUUAUAUAUUCCUCAAUUUCUACAUCCAUUUCAGGAUGAACUGACUUUAUGUGAUCU